This is a messenger RNA of Plasmopara halstedii, 177 nucleotides long. RefSeq lists its product as uncharacterized. The coding region runs from base 1 to 177 and encodes 58 amino acids. Lineage: Eukaryota; Oomycota; Peronosporomycetes; Peronosporales; Peronosporaceae. The transcript has 2 exons. The record is from RefSeq and is a predicted model, not a curated record.
AUGCGGUGGCCCUAUUCAUGGAAUACUGACGUAUCAAAAAAGCUUUGUGCAAUACACGCAGUAGAUUUGGCGGAUUUUGCGCUCGUUCUAGGCAAGCUUCCAGUGCAAAAACGCAUUCCUAGAAAAGAGUGCCACGGGUUGGUUGCACCACGGUCAUGUUAUCGGCUUUUGAUGUAA